Molecule: messenger RNA, 435 nt
Organism: Anisakis simplex (herring worm)
Lineage: Eukaryota; Metazoa; Nematoda; Chromadorea; Rhabditida; Anisakidae
Source: the annotation of a GenBank genome assembly
UUCCUUGCAAAAUUAUCUGCAUCACUACCAUUGAGGAAUUUACUGGAAAGGCGCAUGCACUCAUUUGAUUAUUUAGCAUUCAGAACUCUUUACUUGGUCCUUCUUUAUGAUUACGCGUAUUUGCACAGUUUGAUUUUUCUCAUUUCCUUUACAAUUUUCCCGAUUGAGAAACCGAAAUGUGAGCUGACUGAAUGCGAAGGACCCGUACCAAACGAUGGAAGUAUUCGAUUUGCAAUGCAACGUAAAUCGUCACAAAGUUGCUAUCAAACGUUUGUUCCGAUGAACUCAUGCGUCAAAGACAAAGGCUAUCCAGUUGGCAUGGUCUGCACGAUUUGCUGUGAGUGCAGUGCAUCGUUCGUUAGUGAAAUGCAAAAUUCACGAGGCUUUAAAAUUGUAUUGAGCAUUCCAACUAUACAGACAAGAUUUGAUAAAUAA